AUGGACGUCUCCCCAGCCACUGUGCCCCCUGGCCCCGGGAAGACCCUGAAGAAGCAGUGGCUGGAAGUAGUGGGCGUCUUCCACUAUGUGUUUUCUUUUCUGUUCCUAGUCCCUUUCGCCAUGGUUCUUCUCUUCUUCCUCCUCUUCACACGGCUCUGGACUCUGUCUGUUCUCUACAUGAUGUGGCUGUACGUGGACCGGGACACACCUAGCCAAGGGGGAAGACUGUUUGUGUGGACAAGGACCUGGGCUAUCUGGAAACACCAAAGGGAUUACUUUCCUAUCAAGCUGGUGAAGACAACAGAGCUGCCCCCCAGCCAGAACUAUGUGCUGGGAUCCCACCCCCAUGGCAUCAUGAGUAUUGGAGCCUUCUGUAACUUCACCACCGAGUGCAAUGACUUCUCCCAGCUCUUCCCGGGGCUGCAGCCCUGGCUAGCCACACUGGCCGGCCUCUUCUACCUUCCAGUCUUCCGAGACUACAUCAUGGCUGGUGGAUUACGGCCCGUGAGCCGGCGCAGCCUGGACUUUGUGCUGUCUCAACCCCAGCGGGGCAAAGCGGUGGUCAUUGUCAUCGGGGGUGCCCAGGAGUCCCUGUACUCGGCCCCUGGGCGGCACUACCUCGCACUCAAAAGACACAAGGGCUUCGUGCGCCUGGCGCUGAGACAUGGGGCCUCCCUGGUGCCUGUGUACUCCUUUGGGGAGAACGAUUCCUUCAAAGGUAUGAAUUUCUCCAAAGGCUCCUGGCAGUACGUGUGCCAGGUCAUCUUCAAGAAGAUUGUUGGUUUUCCUCCCUGUGUCUUCUGGGGCCGUGGUCUCUUCUCGCCCAACUCCUGGGGUCUGCUGCCCCUGCCCGUGCCCAUUACCACCGUGGUGGGCGGCCCCAUCCCCGUGCCCCAGUGCGGCAGCCCCAGCCAGGAGCAAGUUGACCACUACCACAGGCUCUACAUGGACGCCCUGGAGCGGCUGUUUGAGGAGCACAAGGAGAGCUGCGGGGUCCCUGCCUCCACCCGCCUCACCUUCCUCUAG
Molecule: messenger RNA, 1026 nt
Organism: Lepus europaeus (European hare)
Lineage: Eukaryota; Metazoa; Chordata; Mammalia; Lagomorpha; Leporidae
Product: 2-acylglycerol O-acyltransferase 3-like
Exons: 7
Coding region: 1-1026 (341 amino acids)
Biological process (GO): triglyceride biosynthetic process
Cellular component (GO): endoplasmic reticulum membrane
Molecular function (GO): diacylglycerol O-acyltransferase activity
Source: RefSeq, a predicted model, not a curated record